ACAGAUACUACAGUUGCAACUUGCUGAACGUCUUGUCCGUUGAUUACUCCAGGAGCUUCUAACUGAGAUUCAACUAUGUCUCAUCCAUCUUGGCUGCCACCCAAAAGCACUGGGGAAACCCUUGGCCAUGUGCCUGCACGGAUGGAGACCACCCAUUCCUUUGGAACUCCCAGCAUUUCAGUGUCCACACAACAGCCACCCAAGAAGUUUGCACCAGUAGUUGCCCCAAAGCCCAAGUACAACCCAUAUAAGCAACCUGGAGUGGAAGGUGAUUUUCUUCCACCUCCACCUCCUCCUCUGGAUGAUCCCAUUGUUCUUCCAUCUGGCUCUGGAAACUUCCCUCCUCCACCACCGCUUGAAGAAGGUGCUGUCAGGUCUCAGGGAAAUCCUGGAAGUAAGACUAUUGAAGAGAGACGAUCAAGCCUGGAUGCUGAGAUUGACUCACUGACUAGCAUCUUGGCUGACCUUGAGUGCAGCUUGCCCUACAAACCUCGACUUCCUCAGGGUUCUACCAGUACAACAGCUUCUCCUCCAGUUUCCACCCCUGUUACAGGACACAAGAGAAUGGUCAUACCAAACCAACCCCCUCUAACCGCCACCAAAAAGUCCACCUUGAAGCCACAGCCUGCUCCACAGGCUGCUCCUAUCCCCGUGACUCCAAUUGGAACACUAAAACCCCAGCCACAGCCAGUCCCUGCCUCAUACACUACAGCAUCUACUCCUUCAAGGCCUACCUUUAAUAUACAAGUGAAAUCAGCCCAGCCUAGCUCACAUUACAUGGCUGCCCCUUCAGCAGGGCAAUUUUAUGGGCAAGGUUCUCAUAACUAUAAUACUCAACCAGUUCCUGCCUCUGGGCAAUGUCCACCUCCAUCAGCACGGGGAGGCAUGGAUUAUACAUACAUACCACAACCAGGCAUUCAACCCGAGCCUACAUAUGGAUACACCCCCAACCAAGAGCGCUAUUAUGAAGCUUAUGGCCCAGGAGGGCCUGGCUAUGGGGGGAAAAAUGAUAUUGAUCCUUCCUAUAGUCAGCAGACUCAUCCAAAUACCUGGAAGCUGGAACAAGCAUAUGCUCCAUCAGGCAUAGGAAACCAAAACCCUCCUGGGCCGAUUCCAGCUGCUGGUUCCAAGAAGACCUAUAUCACAGAUCCUGUUUCUGCACCCAGUGUACCACCACCAUCAAAGUGCAUACAAACUGGCCCAUUGGGAUCUCAAUAUGGCCCUCCCUUAUUCAACCCUGAGGAUGAGCUUGAGCAACUGACCAAAAAAAUGUUGUUUGACAUGGAGAAUCCACCUGCUGAUGAAUAUUUUGGUCGCUGUGCUCGCUGUGGAGAGAAUGUAGUUGGGGAAGGUACAGGAUGCACUGCCAUGGAUCAGGUCUUCCAUGUGGAUUGUUUUACCUGCAUCAACUGUAACAACAAACUCCGAGGGCAACCCUUCUAUGCAGUGGAGAAGAAAGCCUACUGCGAGCCCUGCUAUAUUAGCACCCUGGAGCAAUGCAGUGUAUGUUCCAAGCCCAUCAUGGAGAGGAUUCUUCGUGCCACAGGGAAGGCCUAUCAUCCUCACUGUUUUACCUGUGUGAUGUGUCACCGCUGCCUGGAUGGGAUUCCAUUCACUGUAGAUUCUGGUGGCCUCAUCCACUGCAUUGAAGACUUUCACAAGAAAUUUGCUCCCCGAUGCUCUGUGUGCAAAGAACCUAUCAUGCCAGACCCAGGUGAAGAAGAGACUAUCCGGAUUGUGGCUCUGGAUCGUGACUUCCAUGUCCAGUGCUAUCGAUGUGAGGAUUGUGGUGGUCUUCUGUCUGAAGGAGAUAACCAAGGCUGCUACCCUCUGGAUGGGCAUAUCCUCUGCAAGACCUGCAAUAGUGCCCGCAUUCGAGUGCUGACUGCCAAGGCUAGCACUGACUUUUAAGUUCAGUCACCUUCUUAGCUGGUUAAUAAGUAGCACUGAAAUUAAAAGAAACACACA
This is a messenger RNA of Suncus etruscus (white-toothed pygmy shrew), 1968 nucleotides long. It is a transcript of the gene LPP, whose product is annotated as LIM domain containing preferred translocation partner in lipoma. The transcript is spliced from 10 exons. Gene Ontology annotation, biological process: cell-cell adhesion. Gene Ontology annotation, cellular component: focal adhesion; stress fiber. Bases 76 to 1911 code for a protein of 611 amino acids. The record is from RefSeq and is a predicted model, not a curated record. Lineage: Eukaryota; Metazoa; Chordata; Mammalia; Eulipotyphla; Soricidae.